AGUACCAGACUGAGAAGAAAAGGUUUCCAAGGCUGGAGAAGACCUGCUCCCUUUGGGCUCUGGCUGUGUCUGCUGUAGGGGCUUCAUGGGAAGUUCCCUCAGCGGUGCUGCUAAAGGGGCUCUAACCCUACAGCAAAUAGAGCUGUAGAGGAGGCAAAGAGCCCCAGUGCUCAGUGGUGUCUGUGUGCCCCCUGCUGGGAGAGCCGAGGCACAGAGACACAUCUGGAAAGGUUGGGGAGGCUUGUCUCUGGCCAACCUCUCCCCGAAUAAUGGGGACCAACCCUGCUGUGUAGGUGGACAGCAGGCAGUGCCAGAGACAGACUAAGCCGUGGUCCCUGAGGUGGGGGUACGGGCCUUUCAAGGCAGUGUCUGGGAUGAAGACACCUGAUAAAGCCAGCUGGUACUCGGCUGUGGCCCACAUGGGAAACCAGACAGUGUGGGUGAGGACGGGCCAUUCUUCCUGCCAAUAGAUAACUUCCUCCUCUGGUCAGGACCCUGCCUCAGACAGGCGUGCACCUCUGCACCCACAGCAGUUUCUGCUCAGACUGCCUGUCUAACCCAUUCUGCCUCCGAAGAUCAAGGAGUGUGAUCCCAGGAAGGUGGGGCUGUGGGCUACUCCACGGGAGUUGCUCCUCUCCCCUGAAAUUCCAUAAUGAGGGCCUGUGUGCUUGUCCAUGUGCUGACCAUGGUGGGCUUUGCCAUGGGGAAGGCUCCGGUCGCCAGCGUCCGUACCUGCCACCUGUGCUUCUUAGAAGACCCUUCGAUAGGCUGCAUUUCUGGGUCAGAAAAGUGCACCAUCAGCUCUUCCUCGCCAUGCAUGGUGAUCACCAUCUAUCAGAAUGUUAAGGUUCGCUUCCACGUACGGGGCUGUGGACAGCACCACUCCUUCCGGUGUCAAGAAAAUCACGUCAUCUACUACUCAGACUACUGGUAUAGGGUUAAUUGCUGCCAGUAUGAUUACUGCAACUCCUGGUCCAGUGCCCAGCACCAGAGCACUCUGCCUGGGCCCCCAGGAAGCCAUCUGGGUGUGCCCCUCUCUGAGUCUCAGAUAAAACAGUUCUACCAGGCCCUGAACCUCCCUCUGCUUCAGCCUGACCUCCACGCUCAUAAGGUGUCUGAGGGCCCGGACUCUCUCAUUCUGCCCCCGGGGCUGGGCUUGUCCAUUGCCGACCUGCGCAAAAUAUACUUGUUCCUCAACAGUUCAGGACUUCUGGUUCUUCCCCAGGCUAGACCCUGACAUGUCCCGUCCCCCUUCCCAGAUUCUGCUCUGGCCAGGAGC
Messenger RNA from Rattus rattus (black rat), 1279 nucleotides. It is a transcript of the gene Ly6g5b, whose product is annotated as lymphocyte antigen 6 family member G5B. Lineage: Eukaryota; Metazoa; Chordata; Mammalia; Rodentia; Muridae. The record is from RefSeq and is a predicted model, not a curated record. Gene Ontology annotation, cellular component: external side of plasma membrane. Bases 653 to 1237 code for a protein of 194 amino acids. The transcript is spliced from 3 exons.